UUCCGCAAUCUGCAAACCGCCCCAAUUACCGAACGAACCCCGAAUUUGCUCAUCUCGUUUCAAUAAUACGACACCCUACCUUACAAAACAGCGCAUUUCUCAUGAUGAAGACCUCGUUCCUCUUGUAAUAACAAUGAGUUCUCACCAACGCAGCUCGAUCGUCUUCCUCCAGCAAUAUUCCUGCUUAAUUUCGCUCAGUUGAUUCGGUAGCAACUCGUAGUGCGCGUUCACCGUAGUCUAUUUAGAUAAAACCCGUCGUCUGUUUGUUUACCCGCGAUAAUGAAAUCGGUUUAGUGAAAACAGAAAACCGUUUUUAUGAAAUAUGUUGACGUGUCGAAGUUCCUCCGCCCCACAACCACACAUUCGCCCCGGCUUACAAUUUGUUGUUGCUAAAUUAAUUAAGAAGCUCGCUAAUUUCAUCUAAACGUUCCAUUAAAAGCUAAUUUUACACUGCUCUGUCUCUAAUAACAGAAAUGGAAUUGUUAUGAAAAUGUUCGGCAGCCCGCUGUUUGGGGAACGAGGUCGUAAUUUUGUUAUCGCGGAGCCCCGGAGGGGCUAAAUAUUUAUAAAAGGAAAUCUGACGCGAGAAUUAAAAUAACCACCAUCUAUUUGUUAUCUUCGUUAUCUUUGUCGUUUAUUUCAUUGAUUAAACAGUCAGUCAUUCAUUUACGCGAAAUGUACUAAAUUCGGCUUAAGGUAGAAGAAAGAUGGUGACGAGCGAGUAAAAUGUGGAACAAGAAGGGCCUGUACAGGAUCCAGGAGAGCAAAAAGAUACCUGUGACGUUGUGUACGCUGGGGGUUGGAGCAACUUUCGGCGAAUCAAUCCUUCAGGAUCUGCCAAGGGAUACGACCGUCGUUACGCAAACAACGUGCGAAUUGUUGCGGGUCGAACAGCACGAUUUCAAACUUAUAUGGGAGAAAAACAAGGAGCUGAUGAACGACUUGGUCUCCAACUGUAAGCUGAAAAACGGCUUCGGCACGGUGAGCGGGACAAAAGGCGGCGGCAUGCAGCAGCCUCUAUCGCCGCCUCCUCGACGAUCAAUGUCUCCAGAUCAACCAAAUCCAGCCGAACCAAUAACGGAAUCUCCAAGUACAAUAAUCGGGAGAACAGGAUGGGCGCUGAGGACUCUACUCCUCUCCCAAAAUACCUGUCUCAAAGACAGGAAAGUGUCCGGAAGGCUGGUGAGGAGGUGCGCUCCAGGGACCGAACUGGUGGAUUGGCUAUUAAGCCUGUCCUCCAGUAUCCACACGAGAGCUCAAGCCGCAGGAAUGUGGCAGGCCCUGCUGGAAGAAGGAGUCAUUUCUCACGUUAACAAGGAGCAACCUUUUAAGGAUAAAUGUUUCCUCUACCGAUUCUGGCAAGACGAGGAGGGCCCGACCUCACUUCCGCCGUUGGAGGAUGUUGCCACCGCAGAGGAACAAAUACAGGACUCCUUGGGGACACUGAUUCAUCGGGGUCCAGACGCCGUGCUCAGGAUGAUACUCAGGAAGCAGAGCCACGAAAGGACGUCCGACGAUUUGGAAACUAUCUAUGAAGAGCUGCUUCAUAUUCGAGCGUUGUCGCACCUGUCCAACUCCGUGAAGAGGGAGUUGUCGUCGGUUAUUGUUUUUGAAGCGCAUCCAAGGGCCGGGACUGUUUUAUUUCACCAAGGAGACGAGGGUAGAUCUUGGUACAUUAUAGUCCGCGGGUCUGUAGAUGUUGUGAUACACGGCAAAGGCACAGUUAAUACUUUGCACGAAGGGGACGACUUCGGCAAACUCGCCCUUAUCAAUGACGCCCCAAGAGCCGCCACCAUAGUUUUAAGGGAAAACAAUUGUCACUUCUUGCGCGUCGAUAAAGAAAACUUCAACCGGAUAUUAAGAGACGUGGAGGCAAACACCGUCCGACUGAAAGAACACGGCAAGGAUGUUUUAAUCCUGGAGAAAAUUAACACUCCGACUAAGCAAAUAUUCACCACGCACUUCAAAUAUACUGUGAUGGCGGGGACGCCGCAGAAGAUGCUGGAGCACCUGCUGGAAACGCGACUCGAUGGACGAGGGACCAUGGGCGGCGGGGACAAUUUUAUAAUCACGUCGGCGCAAGAUCCGUUCUUGGACGACUUUUUACUCACACACAUUGUGUUCAUUCCUACUCAUCAACUCGCCGCCGAGCUAGACGCAUAUUAUAGAAUAGAUUCGUCAAACCAAGACAAAGAGUUCGUUCUGGCGUGUAAACGGAGGGUGAUUCAGUUUGUUUACCGCUGGGUUACUACGAUCCGCCAGCCCGUGUUCGAGGACGACGUGGCCGUGGAGUUCCUGGAGGACUUGGCCUCCGAGCUGGAGUCCGACUGCAUCCAGUACAACGCCCUCCAAGAGGAGGCCUCGCUCAUGCACCACGUCAUGUCGCAGCUCAGAAGAUACCAAGAGGACCGCAAAGCCCACGAAGGCCAAAAAUGGAAACUCCCUCCGUGCGGCCAACCCAUCAGUCUCUUCACCGGAAACGACACCAACCGAACAAUAAUAAUGCCUCAGGACGACAUCAUUUUCAGGGUUUACUGUGCCGACCACACGUACUGCACCUUAAGACUUCCCGUGGACACGCCCGCCGAAGCCAUCAAGCUAGUGGCAGCCGAGAAGCUCAAGAUGCGCUCCAACGACGAGCUUCUGCUCGUCGAGGUGAAGUCCAACGGGGAGCGGGUCAUCUUCAAAGACAACGACAUUAGCAUACCUACGGCGCUCUCGAUAAACGGGAGGAUCUUCGUGUCGCCGAAGGACCACCUAGACGCUCUGACAUGCCUUUCGGAGCAGGAGGAGCACACGCAAGGCAUCGACGCCGACAUCGAGCUCUUCAGCACGAAGGAGCUGGCGUAUUAUAUGACCCUCUUCGACUGGGAUCUCUUCUGGUGUGUUCACGAGUACGAGCUCCUUUAUCACACCUUCGGCCGCCACCACUUCGGCCAGAUCACCGCCAACCUCGACGUGUUCCUGCGCCGCUUCAACGAGAUCCAAUUCUGGGUGGUGACCGAAAUUUGCAUGACAACUAGUCUCAGCAAACGCGUCGCUCUCCUAAGAAAAUUCAUAAAAUUAGCCGCAUACUGCAAAGAAUAUCAAAAUUUAAACGCGUUCUGUGCCAUAGUAAUGGGAUUAAGCAACGUAGCGGUGUCACGUCUGUCGCUCACUUGGGAGAAGCUACCGUCAAAAUUCAGGAAGCUUUAUACGGAAUUUGAAUCUCUGAUAGAUCCGAGCAGGAACCACAGGGCUUAUAGGGUGAGCGUCGGGAAGCUGCAGCCGCCCGUGGUCCCUUUUAUGCCCUUGCUGCUCAAAGACAUGACGUUCACCCACGAAGGGAACAAAACCAGCUUGGACGGGCUGGUCAACUUCGAGAAAAUGCACAUGCUGGCUCAGACCAUGAGGACCAUUCGAUUUUGUAGGAGUAGGCAUUUAGUUCUGGAGCCGCCAUCCCCCAAGAGCGAGGGAGAAGUGAAAUCCUACAUUUCGUGUUUACGGGUAGUUGACAAUCAAAGAGUGUUAACAAGCAUGUCUCAGAAACUCGAGCCGCGUCGAUCUUAGUGGCAUUAUGUCCUGUCGAGGAGAGUCAUCACUUACAUAGGCUGGAGGUGCUGGAUGGCGUGUCCGUUUCCUUUCUAUAAGCCGCCGCCUGCAUACGUGUAAACUCGCCUCGCCACGUCGACGACUACAUUGACGAGCAAGACGCACACGGAUCACCAGAUCCUGCACUCUACAGUGCAUAUUAUAAAUUAUAUUUUUACUAGGUAAUAUCUGCAUGAUGUAUUGGACGUUAACACUACUUAUCCUACAAGAAAUCAGAAUCUUAUGUCGAAUGAAAGAAUCAAACUUUCCACUUCAAGCUUUAAUCGCUUACUCGUUAGAGUAAGUCAAUCAUAGGUUACUGUGAAAACGAUAGCACUCGUAGCGUAAGUACAGAUAAGAAGAUCUACAUAUAUUCUUAUAAGAGUGGAUGCAAUUUUGGACACAUUUAUUACAAUAAUUAUGAAAUAAGAAGCAAUAACGUUGUGUUACUUGAACUAUUUCUAUUCGCACGCAGAUUUUAGAGAGCAGGUUUUUUUAGACUAAGACACCUUUUAUAACAAUUCUUCACAGAAUCAUACUUCACACGUUGUAAUUGUGAUGACUGCGCAGGACUUCGAAAUGGAAGUCCUGUGACUUUUGAACUGGGAUUUUCGACGGACUUGUAACGACAAUCAGGAGUGAUUUGUAGGUUUGUAAUUGCUUUUAUGAGUUAAUUGCGAACUACCUGAAGUGUGAAAAUCGUACCAACCAAUCGUAAUUAUUACCGAGACUAUAAAUUGCCAAAUUUGUAUUAUUUGUGUAUUAUAACUUUUUUAAUAAAUCUUGCUGUGUGAAAGAAAGUAUGCGAUUCGCGCGUUUUGACUUGUAUCCGACUUCAGUGGUUUCUUUGAUGUUAACUCGAUUCGUUUUUGGAGACUCCGUUAGUACGUAUUUAAAACGUUUUGUGUAUUUCGGUAUCCCUCCCGUUUUGGAAUAUUUCCACUGGAAAGUAUGUUUUGUUUAAUGAUUGUAUUAUUACCCGUCUCUCUUCAGUCCGCUGAAAAUAUUCCAAGAUAUGUCCUAGGUUUCACACAGAGUUUAGUUCAGCUUCAGUGCUUAUUGUAAAAAUUAUCUAAUGUGAUAUAAAAAAAUCAUAUUUGUGUGCAUAUUUAUAUUCUACAUCUAUUAGAUGCCCAUGCACUUAUUUAUUUUUUUAUAUUUUUACCUUGUCAUUUAUGACAGAAUUGUAAGGAAAACACUCCAAUGCAUGUUUUAUGGACGAUCUCUGUUAUAGUCAUCUUUUUACCUAGAGUUAAUUAAUUAACAUCUCCAAUUAUGUAUAUAUUUAAAUAGGUAAUUAAAUUUUUUAUCAUAACUUACUCCAGACAAAAUCGAGAAUAAAAAAUAUUAA
Messenger RNA from Zophobas morio, 4921 nucleotides. RefSeq names its product Exchange protein directly activated by cAMP (gene Epac). Bases 727 to 3549 code for a protein of 940 amino acids. The transcript is spliced from 17 exons. Gene Ontology annotation, molecular function: guanyl-nucleotide exchange factor activity. Gene Ontology annotation, biological process: Ras protein signal transduction; positive regulation of GTPase activity. NCBI's taxonomy places the organism in Eukaryota, Metazoa, Arthropoda, Insecta, Coleoptera, Tenebrionidae. The record is from RefSeq and is a predicted model, not a curated record. Gene Ontology annotation, cellular component: plasma membrane.